UCAAUAUAUGAGUGACCUAUUCAUCUGAUAAUCAACUAAGACAUGAAACUUUCAAAAGACAAGACACAAGUCAUGUGUUGACAUCUAAAUAAACAGUUUGUCAACAAAAACAUGUGUUUUGUGUUAACACGUGAUUCACGUAUUGUUUAUUGAAAUCUUAUUUAAAGUACUUUACAAUCACUUUAGUAUCACUUUAUUGAUUGAUCCGUUAAAUUAGUUAUAUUUUGUGAUACAUAUUAAUAAAAGAAAUGUCUUUAAUGUCGGUUAUUAGUGAAGGCGAGAGAAAAUAUAUCUGCGGCGGUAUUGAUGUUAACAUGAGAUCCGACGGUCGGAGUUGCGAUGACUAUCAGCUGAUCACUAUUGAGAGGGAUGUGACCAACAAUUGUGAUGGUUCUGCACAUAUCAGAUGUGGUAAUAAUGAUGUUUUAGUUGGCAUUAAAUUGGAGAUUGAAUCGGUUAUAAAGACACAAGAAUGGGAUCAAAGAGGAAGAAUUGACUUUUCUGCUGAUAUCACAGCAAACGCUUCACCGAUGUUUGAGGGAAAACAAGGCGAAGAUAUGACCAAUAUUUUAGUGAAUCUAUUCUCGGAGUCCAUUCCACACUAUAUUGAUCUGAAAUCGCUGGUUGUGGUGCCUAACAGAUCCUUUUGGGUCAUUCAUAUAGAUAUUGUGGUUCUCGAGUGUGGAUCUCUUCCGUCUCUUAUUGAUUGUGCGGCCUUUGGCAUCAAAGCUGCUCUUUUUGAUACAAAAAUACCAAAAGUGAGUAUAGUUUCGGACGAUUCCAAUGAUUUUGUCGUAUCUGAAGAUGAAUUUGAAUCGACAAAACUGGAUGUCACACGAGUGCCAUUGUUUGUGUCGGUGUCCAGAAUCAGUACCCGAUAUGUGGUAGACGUUACUCGUGAAGAGGAAGAAGCCAGUAUUGCCAGCAUAUCAUAUGCAAUAAACUCAUUUGAAGGAAUUGUUUAUAUGAAGAAACUCAAGUCUGGAAGUCUACAUCCGGAACCGAUUAAAGAUAUUUUUGAGAAAGUUCAAAAUAUUGGUCACUCACUAAAUGAAUGUCUUAUCUCUAAGUUAACUGAUUCACAAAAUAAGGGAAAAAUUAGUUUUUUAAUGAAUUGAUAUCAAACAUAAUACCAAUU
Oppia nitens is the source of this 1138-nucleotide messenger RNA. Its product is annotated as exosome complex exonuclease RRP42-like. The transcript has 3 exons. Lineage: Eukaryota; Metazoa; Arthropoda; Arachnida; Sarcoptiformes; Oppiidae. The record is from RefSeq and is a predicted model, not a curated record. Gene Ontology annotation, cellular component: cytoplasmic exosome (RNase complex); nuclear exosome (RNase complex). The coding region runs from base 249 to 1118 and encodes 289 amino acids. Gene Ontology annotation, biological process: exonucleolytic trimming to generate mature 3'-end of 5.8S rRNA from tricistronic rRNA transcript (SSU-rRNA, 5.8S rRNA, LSU-rRNA); nuclear polyadenylation-dependent rRNA catabolic process; TRAMP-dependent tRNA surveillance pathway.